Morone saxatilis (striped sea-bass) is the source of this 1774-nucleotide messenger RNA. RefSeq names its product KH domain containing, RNA binding, signal transduction associated 2 (gene khdrbs2). Bases 378 to 1409 code for a protein of 343 amino acids. The transcript is spliced from 9 exons. Lineage: Eukaryota; Metazoa; Chordata; Actinopteri; Moronidae. The record is from RefSeq and is a predicted model, not a curated record. Gene Ontology annotation, molecular function: mRNA binding; poly(A) binding. Gene Ontology annotation, cellular component: nucleus. Gene Ontology annotation, biological process: regulation of alternative mRNA splicing, via spliceosome.
GCGCGGUCUGCAGACCCAGUGAGUCUGAGAGUCUGGCGGAGUGCCGAGGAGGAGAGGCAGCAGGCAGCGGUGGCAGAGAUGGGCUCACACCUCUGAAUCACAAGUCAACCUCCAGUCGCUCACACCUCAUCAAGGAAUCACACCCCCGUCAAGCAUCUCGGAGAUCUGGGGCGACUAUUUUUUGUUUGUUUGUUUGUUUUUGUUUUGUUUUUUUAUUUUUUUUGCUUGUGGUGCUGCUUAUAAAGACUGGCAGACUGAAGCUACCCUCCAGAAGAAAAAGGCAGGAGCGGGAAGGUUUACAGUUGCAUUCCGACGCUCAGCACUCCUCCUGUCGUCUCACCUGCACGGCCGGUGGAGAGAGGUCCGCUGCGAUAAUAAUGCAUCCAGAUAAGCACUUACCUGAACUGGUGGCCGAGAAAAACAGCUUGGACCCCUCCUUUGUGCAUGCAGUGCGCCUGCUUGCUGAAGAGAUUGAAAAGUAUGAAGGUGAUGAAUUGAGAAAAGAUGGUGACAUGAAGAAAUACCUCGAUAUCAUCAGCAAUAAAAAUAUCAAGCUCUCCGAAAGAGUCCUCAUUCCAGCCCAACAGUAUCCAAAGUUUAAUUUUGUCGGGAAGCUGCUGGGACCACGGGGAAAUUCCAUGAAGCGAUUACAAGAGGAAACGGGAGUGAAGAUGUCCAUCCUCGGCAAAGGGUCCAUGAGGGAUAAAGGCAAGGAAGAAGAAUUAAGGAAAAGCGGGGAGGCAAAAUAUGCCCAUCUGAGUAAUGAUCUUCACGUUUUAAUUGAAGUCUUUGCUCCACCUGGAGAGGCCUAUUCCCGCAUGAGUCAUGCCUUGGAGGAGAUUAAAAAAUUCCUAGUUCCAGACUACAAUGACGAGAUCAGACAGGAGCAACUGAGAGAGCUCUCCCUGUUGAACGGCUCUGACGAGUCGAGCAGAGGGAGGAGUGUGCAAGGAAGGACUGUACGACCUGCAACCACAAUAUCCGCCAGGGGCCACAGAGGCGCAGGAAGGAGUGCAGCAGCACCUCGGGGGACAGCGCCAGCGACACACGGCAAACUUCCCACACCUGUUUUAACAAGGGAGGUACAAGCGCCGAGAGCCAGGGGGUCAGCAGGGAGUGCUGGGUACAGGCCCCCGCUGUUAGCAGUCACACAUGAUUCAUAUGACGACUAUGGCUACGAUGAUGGAUAUGGUGGAGAAUAUGAUGACGAGAGUUACGAAGCCUAUGAGGAUAACUACAGCAAUCAGUCAAAGAGCAUUUCAGAAUAUUAUGAAUAUGGACAUGGAACCAAUGAUGAAUCCUACAACAACUAUGAGGAGGAGUGGGCGACUACCCGUCCCAGUCUCAAAGCCCCAGUUUUACGGCUGACAAGAAGGGGCUACAGAAAACAUCCCUAUGGUAGAUACUGAAGGUGCUCCAGAUAUGUGACCUCCAAUUUCAAACUAUUUCUAUAUUUUUUAAAUUCCUCAUAAAAUGUUGUAACACUUGUUUUUUUUUUUCCGUCUCCUUCAGAAAUUGAAAUAAAGAAUAAACCCAUAAAGCACAUAAAUCCACAAACUUUAAGAUUACUGGAGUACUGAUUUUAUUUAUUUAUUAAAGGACAGGGACAUUUUUUGAAAAAUACAGAGAGGAAAUGAAAAGAGACACUCAUCAUGUACAAGAAGGUUGUUCCUAAAAUUGGCUUUUUAAAUGCCCUUCAUUGCACCUCGGUACCCAAAAAGUGGUCAUUUCAGAGUUUGGACAUUAAACUACAGAUGUUUUAAGUCUCAGAUUU